GUUGUUUGGAAUUUGGAUCUAUAGGCGGCGGCGGCGGCGGCGGCGGUGUUGGUGGUGGUGCGCCGUUUAUGAUGAAGAGAUCAGUGUCGUUCUCAGGUGUGGACAAGUUGGAGGAAGUGCAUGGAGACGAUGAAUUGUCUGAUGAUGGAUCACAUCUAGGGGAGAAGAAGAAGAGACUGAAUUUGGAACAAGUGAAAGCACUGGAGAAGAAUUUCGAGCUAGGCAACAAGCUCGAACCCGAGAGAAAAGUUCAUCUGGCUAAGGCCUUGGGGCUGCAACCGAGGCAGAUUGCCAUUUGGUUCCAAAACAGGAGGGCUAGGUGGAAAACCAAGCAAUUGGAGAAAGAUUAUGAUGCCUUGAAGAAAGAGUUUGAUGCUCUCAAGGCUGAUAACGACGCCCUUCAAGCUCAAAACAACAAACUUAAUGCUGAGUUGUUGGCUUUGAAAACCAGAGAUUCCAAUGAAAUCAUCAGCAUCAAGAAAGAAAACGAGGGUUCAUGGAGCCAAAACGGAAGCGAUAACAGUUAUGACAUCAACUUAGAUAUCUGCAGAACUGCAACAACGCCAUUGAUGAGCAGUAAACAGCUUUUCACAAGGCCGACAAGCAUGACUCAGCUUCUCCAAGGCUCAUCAAGACCAGACCUCCAAUGCCUAAAACUCGACCAAGUGGUUCAAGAAGAGAGCUUGUGCAACAUGUUCAAUGGAGUCGAUGAACAGCAAGGGUUUUGGCCAUGGUCCGAGCAGCAAAAUUUCCAUUGAAAAACACCGAAUUCCCCCCCGACAGUUGAUUAAUCAUCCAUUUUCACCAGCUUCUGCUUAACAAGUUGAUUAAAAGGAAGAAGAAAAGCUAGGAAUUCAUUUUUUACAUGCCAACUUCAAACUCUUGUUUUGGCUGUAGAUUUGGUGUAUAGAAUUGGACAUAUUUGCUUCCACAUAUCAGAAAAAUCAAUAUGGAGAGUUGGUUGGCUCUGAAUAAUACAUUUUCUUUUCUUGCUUC
Molecule: messenger RNA, 996 nt
Organism: Hibiscus syriacus
Lineage: Eukaryota; Viridiplantae; Streptophyta; Magnoliopsida; Malvales; Malvaceae
Product: homeobox-leucine zipper protein ATHB-20-like
Exons: 2
Coding region: 69-758 (229 amino acids)
Biological process (GO): positive regulation of DNA-templated transcription
Cellular component (GO): nucleus
Molecular function (GO): DNA-binding transcription factor activity, RNA polymerase II-specific; sequence-specific DNA binding
Source: RefSeq, a predicted model, not a curated record